GAUGAAAUGUAUUGAAUGAGUGAUGCAAUCAUUUUGAACGACUGAACGGUGAGUAAAGUUUAGUCAGUGUUUAGCUAUUGUCUCGCAAAGUGGUCCACAUUUGCCUCCCAUUCCUCUCACAGUCACACCAAACAACUCGUUGUCCACACAUUUGACCACAACUUCAUUAUAAUGAGCGCCACAACAGACCAUUGCUUCAUAAGAGUGUUACUGAAGAAGUACCCGACGGUUAGCGAGGACACCAUCGACUUGUUGACCGGGUUUGGCUUCACAGACCGGGAUCAACUGGUGAUGAUGGACAUCGACAAAGUGCUGUCCAAACUGCCGCUACGCUUCAUUCAGCAGGAGUUUGUGAAAACCAUUUUACUUGCGAUCCAAACGAUGGAUAAACAGAGUUUGGACACCACUCUGGAGAGGAAUCUCAGGGACACCAUGGAUGAGAUGAACGCUCAGUUCGGGGCCAACGCGUCAAAGACUGAACCAAUGGCUGAUCCCUCGGCACCACUCGCAUCGACCGCAACAGCGCUUCCUAUACCUCGACCAGUGGUCCAUCGACUUCGG
Messenger RNA from Oppiella nova, 561 nucleotides. The record is from the annotation of a GenBank genome assembly. NCBI's taxonomy places the organism in Eukaryota, Metazoa, Arthropoda, Arachnida, Sarcoptiformes, Oppiidae.